This is a messenger RNA of Cynara cardunculus var. scolymus (artichoke), 1755 nucleotides long. RefSeq names its product cytochrome P450 86A1. The record is from RefSeq and is a predicted model, not a curated record. The coding region runs from base 1 to 1557 and encodes 518 amino acids. Lineage: Eukaryota; Viridiplantae; Streptophyta; Magnoliopsida; Asterales; Asteraceae. The transcript has a single exon. Gene Ontology annotation, molecular function: monooxygenase activity; iron ion binding; heme binding.
AUGGAAGCUGAGCUUAUGAUCAUGUUCAUGGUGGUAACCGCCACUUCAGCUUAUCUCCUAUGGUUUCUUCACCUCUCCCGUCGUCUCUCUGGCCCAAAAGUCUUUCCUUUUUUCGGCAGCCUUCCUGUUCUCUUCCUAAACAGGUCUCGGAUUCAUGAUUGGAUCGCCGGAAACCUACACUCCUCCGGUGUUGGUGGGACUUAUCAGACCACCACCAUCGCCAUACCCUUCUUUGCACGUAAACAAGGGUUUUAUACAGUCACGUGUAACCCUAAAAACAUCGAACACAUACUCCGAACCCGGUUUGAUAACUACCCUAAAGGGCCCACCUGGCAAACGGCGUUCCAUGAUCUUUUAGGUCAAGGAAUAUUCAACAGCGACGGUGAAACGUGGCUCAUACAGCGGAAGACGGCGGCCUUGGAAUUCACUACUCGAACCCUCCGGCAAGCCAUGGCCAGGUGGGUUAGUAGGACCAUCAAAACAAGAUUAUGGCGCAUUUUAGAAAAAGCUUCUCAAGAACACUUCCCCGUCGACUUGCAAGAUCUCUUGCUCCGAUUGACGUUCGAUAACAUUUGCGGGUUGACAUUCGGUAAAGACCCUGAAACCCUUUCCACGGAGUUAUCAGAAAACCCAUUUGCUACGGCGUUUGACUCGGCCACGGAGGCGACGCUGCAGCGGCUGUUGUAUCCCGGGUUUCUAUGGCGGUUGAAGAAACUUUUUGGAAUCGGUGCAGAAAUAAGACUGAGAAAAAGCCUUCAAAUCGUCGAAAAUUAUAUGACUGAAGCCUUAACUGCUCGUAAAUUAAACCCAUCAGAUGAUCUUCUUUCGAGGUUCAUCAAGAAACGAGAUGUUGAUGGUAACAUUUUCCCUAAUCACGUUUUAAAACGCAUCGCGUUAAAUUUCGUUCUAGCUGGUCGCGACACCUCCUCCGUCGCGCUCAGUUGGUUUUUCUGGCUCACCAUGAACAACCCAAUAAUCGAAGCUAAAAUCAUCAACGAGUUGACAACCGUUUUAAAAGACACACGUGGUGAUGAUCCAAACGUUUGGAUCUCUGAUCCUCUGACAUUCGAUGAAGCUGACAGGUUGGUUUACCUAAAAGCUGCCUUGGCGGAGACCCUGCGUUUGUACCCAUCGGUGCCGGAAGAUUUCAAGUACGUCAUCAAUGACGAUGUUUUACCGGACGGGACUAUGGUUCCGGCGGGUUCAACGGUGACAUAUUCGAUAUACUCAGUGGGACGGAUGAAAAGCGUUUGGGGCGACGACUGUUUGGAGUUUAAACCGGAGAGGUGGCUGUCGGAAACCGGAGACAGGUUUGAACCACCCAAGGAUGGGUACAAGUUUGUGGCGUUUAAUGCCGGACCGAGGACUUGUUUGGGGAAGGAUUUGGCUUACUUGCAGAUGAAAUCGGUGGUUUCCGCCGUUCUCCUCCGUUACCGGUUGUCACUGGUUACCGGCCACCGGGUGGAACAGAAGAUGUCUUUGACGCUGUUUAUGAAGAAUGGUCUUAAGGUGUACCUGCACCCACGCGAUCUCACCUCAGUCUCAGCAGCAGCUUAGAACCAUUUGAAGGGUAAAUCUGGAAAUUCGUUGUUUUUGAGGUGGUCGUACUCGUAUACUUGUGUCUGGUCAAAAGGGUAUUAUUUAAUUUGUAUUUACUUUUAUUUUUAUUUUUCUCGUAAUAUUGUAGUGCUUUGUUUGGCAUGAUGAAAAUUUUACCAAGCUUUUCCAAAAAUUAUAAAUUAAACCAUUAUAAUC